This is a messenger RNA of Puntigrus tetrazona (Sumatra barb), 3021 nucleotides long. RefSeq names its product TBCC domain containing 1 (gene tbccd1). The transcript is spliced from 7 exons. The record is from RefSeq and is a predicted model, not a curated record. Bases 397 to 2169 code for a protein of 590 amino acids. Gene Ontology annotation, cellular component: spindle pole centrosome. Gene Ontology annotation, biological process: maintenance of centrosome location; maintenance of Golgi location. Lineage: Eukaryota; Metazoa; Chordata; Actinopteri; Cypriniformes; Cyprinidae.
ACGUCACGUUGUGACGCAGACAUGGCAACCGCUCAUGAACUGUUGUGCGGUUUUAUCGUUGUUUGUUUUCUAAGAGCUAAUACUUCUUUAGAGAUCGUACAUGUUUAUUAACUUUAACUACUUUAUUAUUUUAAGGUGGUGGUUUGGUGGUUACGUGGGUCUCUAAUAAUGAAGGAGUUAAUGAAAGGAUGAAAAUAAUGAAGUUUUGAGCGGCACGGCAGUGCUCGUUCGCGAAGCGCCUCCUUUUGGUAUCUGGUCGCUCGCGCGCGCGCAUCAGUGCAACAGCAUCGGAAAGCAUUUCAGUUUAAAUAUAUACGUUGUAUAUGUUUGUUAUGUAUUAAUCCACGAAGCAAUGGUGACCACCUUUUGAAACUCCAAAACUUCCAAUGAUUAGAAAUGGACAAAUACACAGCUUGUGUAUGGCCACGUCUGGAACCCUUUCUAAUGGGGGUGCUUCCUGCCACACCUCCAAGCAAAUUCAGCAUGCAUUAUCUGCGCAAGAUGGCUUGUUACGUCCGGUCCCGGGACGGCUGCUUCCCCAGGCUCGGCUGGCACAUGUGGCGACACAUUGCUUGUGGCAAACUGCAGCUGGCGGAGGAGCUUGCCUGGUUGUAUUUCGAAACUUUUGACCUGUUGAUGCCUCGUUCUGCAGAGCAGAGAUUAGAGUGGGCAGAAGCUCUGUCGCAAAGCCAUACUCCUAAGGAACUGGACAGGCAGCGUUGUAAGCUGUCAGUGGACACUCUGCAGUUUCUGCUCUUCCUGUAUCUACAGCAACUAAACCGAAUCUCUCUCCGCACGUCACUGAUUGGGGAAGAGUGGCCGAGUCCCAGAUCACGAUCUCCCUCUUCCUCCUCUGAGAGAGACGCCAAAAUAAGCUCACAAAAUAAGAACUGGGAUGACCAGGCUCAUCUUACGUUCAUCCAGACACACCUGUCUGAGCUUUUGGAGUUACUAGUAGAGCCAGGCCAGCUGAGCACUUCUGGACAGGUUCUGCGUGACAGCCAGCUCACUUCAGAGGCCCUGGAAAGCCUCAGUUUGUUGUUGGAAGGAUCUGUGAGCCAUAGCCGUACCGUGCACCCAAUCCACAAGCUCCUCAGCCGCUCAACACUGCAGUCCCAGGCAGGAUACUCCAAACUCAGCCGCUCCUACUCUCUGCAGCAGUUCCAGGGGUUUCUGCAUCAAGCCCUUUGUCUCAAUCCCUUCGGCAUUUCCACCUGUUUAGAGUCGGGAAAGAAACUGACAUGGGCACAGCAAGUAGAGGGCACCCUAAAAAAAGCCAAAAUAUUCAGAAAUACACACAUGGCUCCUCCAGGAAGUCGAUUGUUGCUCAUGUCACAGGUCUGCAAACAGACGCUGGCCAAAGAUUCUGAAAAGCUGAAUAAUUCCAACAUCAAACUCCACCGCUGCAGUGAGGCUUUCAUCUACCUUCUCUCUCCUUUGAGGUCUGUGACCUUGGAUAAGUGCAGAAACAGUACAGUGGUAUUCGGCCCGGUGGGAACCAGCGUCCACAUUCAGAGCUGUGAGAAUGUUCGUGUGGUGUGUGUGGCCGGCCGGCUGACGAUAGGCGGCUCUUCUCAUUGUACAAUCCAUGCCCUCACCCCUACUCGACCCCUUCUCCUUCCUGGGAAUGUGUCUCUCACACUGGGCCCCUUCCACACACAUUAUCCCACUCUAGAGGAUCACAUGGCUAGUGUGGGCCUAGCUGUGGUUCCAAAUUUAUGGGACCAGCCUCUGCUGUUUGGAGCCGAGGGUUCUGCUACAGACACUGGCUUCUACCGCAUCCAGCCCCCCUCUGAGUUUUACCCGCUGGUGAUACCCUUUCAAAUGGAGGGGGAUAACUGCGAAAUCCCUUGGGGCCUGCCAGCAGAUUACCAGAAGGCCUUGGAGAGCCGAGAGAAGAUGAUAGAGGAAUGGCAGAAGACUGUGAAGGAAGCACACCUAAACAAGGUCCAGAGGCGGCAGUUUCAGGCCGUAGUGGAGCAGAAGUUUCAUGAGUGGUUGCUUGCGACAGGACAAAGACAAGAGCUGGACAGCCUCCUCCCUCCUGUCCUCACCCCCUCCACAUCUGUGGACCACCGGCCUUCCAGCCACAACUCCAACCCUGGACCAACGGUACUCAAAGAACAAGCACCCGAACAAGCAAUGGGACGAGCACCAACCGUUUGCUAAGGGAACAGCGAAACAACCAAAAGCUGAUUUUUGCCGUCUCUGAUCCUCAAACAUUAGUGUUCUUUUUGUAUGAAGACUGUCAAUGCUGUAUCUAGUUUUGAUAGGGACUUUGUCCUGUCACAUUAUUGACAUCUAGAAAAAUCUAUGCUGGAUUAGUGAUUAGAGUUGCUAUAUUAUUACUGCAGUUUUCAGAUUAUGCAUUAUGCUAAUUUUUGUUACGAAACACCAGUGAUUCCAGAGAAGCAUUAUUUAAAUAAAACAGAAAAGGGACAGAUUGCUGCCUUUAUUGGAAUUUAGAGGAUACAGGGAUGAGAUAUGUACUGUAAUUAUUGACACAUGUCGAUCUCAAUUGGUACGUGGCAUAACACAUACACUCACUGAAGAGUUGAAUGCCUUCACAUGGCCAGUAUGAAAUGUUAAUAUUUCUCCUUUGCUGUAUGUUCACAAUGCCUUGCACUGUAAUUGCACUAUUACUGUAUCUUCACCAUACAGAUUCCAACAACGCUGUCACUUAAAAUGUCUCUCGACUGUAUUAAUGUCUUAAGUUAACAUUUGAAAUAUGUUUGAAUCAGCAUUUUAUAGUUUAGUGUACAUAUUCUAUAGACAUCUGUGUAACACAAAUCAACUUUGGUUUCUUAAAGGUGAAAUGGUUUGGUUGUUUAAUAAACCAUAGCUAUUAUCAUAUUCUCUUUUGAAGACAAUUUUUAGCUAUUUGGACUUCAGACUCCUUGUAUCUUACCUUUGAGCUUUAAUGGCCGUAUUGAAUCAGUAGCACUUACCUUUAGCUUGCUGAAUGACUAUAUGUGUGUAAUGCAUCUUUAAAUCAUCAAGCAGCAAUUCUUUUUCAUCUUA